GUAAGUUUGGGAUGGUGCUGCUGAAGAAGACGCUGCAGGUGGAGGAGAGGUACCCGUACCCAGUGAGGCUGGAGGCGAUGUACGAGGCGAUCGACCAGGCGCCCGCGAGGAAGAACGAGAAGCUCAGACAGAAAGGAUUCGUGCAGAAAUGCAAAGCUGCAGGAGUGGAGGGUCAGGUGGAGGAGGGCACGCUCACAGGACAAGUAGAUACACCAGUACAAAGAUUACCACACAAGAAGAUCCCAAGAAAGCCCCAAACAACAACAACAACCACAGCUGCCACAACAACAACAUCAACAACCACCACACGACCAACCACCACAACUACAACUCGGCCCACCACCACCAAGAGAGCAACAACCACCACCACGACCAAAGCAACAACAACAACAACCACCAAACCCACCACCACCACCAGAAGAACCACCACAAAGAGAUUCACCACCACCACCACUCAG
This is a messenger RNA of Notothenia coriiceps (black rockcod), 458 nucleotides long. RefSeq names its product coiled-coil domain-containing protein 80-like. Gene Ontology annotation, cellular component: basement membrane. The transcript has 2 exons. Lineage: Eukaryota; Metazoa; Chordata; Actinopteri; Perciformes; Nototheniidae. The annotation marks the transcript as partial. The record is from RefSeq and is a predicted model, not a curated record. Gene Ontology annotation, biological process: positive regulation of cell-substrate adhesion; extracellular matrix organization.